AUGAACAUACAUCUUGCAAGUCCAUCUCCUGACCCGACCAUCAAUGCCCGACGGCGAAUUCCAGGGCUGCUCCGUCCGGAAGCGUUCACUCCGGAAGCAUUUACUCCGGAAGCGUUCACUCCGGAAGCGCUCGCUUCCGUAUGCGUUCUUGAAGACGUCGUCAUCAAGUCGGACUGGUCCAGCCGUACAAUUGGGGUAGUCUGCGAGUCGGCCCGCUUUGCAGAUCUCAUGGAAGUUGUUCAGAUCUCAACAUCACCGUUCGCUGAUCUGAUUAGGCGGAUUCUGGCACCUGAACACGGUCCUGGCGUGGAACACGACCCUUACCACCACGAAGAAGACCUAGUUGGCCAAACGGCAGCAAACUUUGGCAAUGCCGUAGUCGGCCGGUCGGAACCCGACGCGGCCCCGCUAGGCGGGACGGGAGCGGGCGAGACUGAAGUUUCGAAUAGCGACUCUGGCGAGUCAUCCGACCCUGAAAUGACUGCUUAUUUAAAGAGGGAACUAUCCAACGACACGUGGUCCGUGUUAGUUCAAAUUAGGACAAUGGACGCGGCCUGGAGAAGAGAUCCCACAGGCAACCUACCCUCAUGCCACCUACCCUCAUGCCACCUACCCUCAUGCCACCUACCCUCAUGUCACCUACCCUCAUGCCACCUACCCUCAUGCCACCUACCCUCAUGCCACCAACAAGCAGCCAAUCAACACACAACCAAUCUACUUGCCGACGAGUGGCUUCGGGUUGAAGACGUGUGUAUAGAAUACAAUGCUGAGAAAAUUACGGUGAAGGUUGGCUGGGUAGCGCUAGAGUCCAGCCUACUUCGCGACAGGCUGGAAGGUGUUGUCCGUGUCAGCAUGUCUCAGUUUGUGGCUCACUGUCGCGUGGAUGCGUCGGCCGCAGAAGAGUGGCCAGCGUCGACGAACGAGAACGGUGCGUCGUCUUUUGGAACCACUCCGGGAAGAGCUACUCCGGGAGCUACUCCGGGAGCGGUGCAUUCUCCCACUCCACGUCGCGGAGGACCGCGUGUUCUUGAAAUUGAUUCAGGACUCGAGAUAGACAUAGAACUUACUAAUAGCUUAGAUCAGACAGUUUUCCCAGAUUUCGUUCAAGAAGAAGGUCAUUGCUUUCCCGCGGCGUCCAAUGCUGUUUCCGAGACCUCUUUCCAAGAGGAGGGCAGACAAACCCUUUACGAAUGGAUUAACGUCUUCAAGGAUUUCCGACUACGGAUGGGCCAAAACCGAAUACAGUUCGCAGAGAUACAGGAGUUGCCCAAGUCUAUUCAUCAGUCGUUGCAAGGUCCCUUGACGCAUAAGAGUGUCGCCAACAAGGCCGGUGCGCCACCCAUCGGUCGCAAGACAUCUGGCCGCCAGUCGUCUGGUCGGAUGAUAUCUGGCCGCCAAUCGUCUGGUCGUCAGUCGGCGGGUCGUCAGUCGGCGGGUCGUCAGUCGGCGGGUCGUCAGACAUCUGGAGGCAGUAUUUGGGAGAGGCCUUUGUCUGCUACGGGUCACAAAGUGCCUAGUCGAAAUCUAAAGGUAAGUUUCGACCAACUGGAAGUUGCACCGAACCAGGACCUCAAUUCGUGCGGUUUGCGGUUAACUUUAAGUUCGCUCGGUUGUGUAUGGGAGGAAGCGGACAUGCCAGUGGCCAUGGUGUCGAGUCUACGUUCUGCCGAGUUCUCUUGGAUGCCAAAUUCUUUCUGUACAGGACUUUUGGACACGUUGGAAAUUCGUCUUUCCGACACGUCCCCCGCUGGACUAAGCAUUGCUGCUCCCUGGAGUGCUCCCUGUGCUUGGAGGGACGGUCUGAAACACUGUGGUUCUGAGCCGCAAUUAAAACCCGAAAAUGUGAGUACUGAUUGUGACCCGAACGAUCGUCGAAGAUGUUCUUGGCAGCGGAAUGAUUCGCAACCUAGCUGUUGGGAUGCAUUUGCUGGUCGUUCAGUCAGCGACCUGGAUCCCUGUCGAAGUAGUGUAUAUCUGUCAGCUACUAAGAACGAUGGGAGGACAGGACCAUGUGUCUCUGUUAAAGAGCUGUUGGUCCAGCUUCGGUUGCAAGAGGCACUUUACAUGGCGGAGGCGCAGAUGGAAGGUGUUUCCGUCAACAUAGACCUAGUUUAUGCUGCCAUGAUACUGGAGCAGUUCGAUCCACCAGUUGAAGACUCCCCUAUUCAACUACCCGAUUGCAACCUUCGCAUGAAAUUAAUCGAUUGCAACAUCCACACCAGUCUGGGAUCCCUCUCCCCACCUUGCCCUUCGCCACCGUCCUCUUCUCCACUCUUUUCUUCUCCACCUUCUCCCUCAGUCAUCAGCGAUCACACUCUUGACCGAUGGAUAUACGGCCAUGAGUCAGGAGUUAUUACUUUGGAAUGCCGCAACCAACGUAUGGUAACGACCAGUGCCAUAGUACAGGGGAUGCGUGUGUCGGGAAUAGAUUCCUAUGACCUUUUGAUCGGAACCGACAAUCUAAACAAUAACUUGGUCGGAAACAGAAAGACGUCGGCCCCCGGCGGGGAACCGGUUAGGGGCUCAAUUAACGUGUUCACGCUGAGAUCUGAUGGCUCCGUACACUUGGGGGAUGUAAGACUUGAUGUUGAGGAGCAGGACGCACUGAAAGCUAUGGGGACUCUAUUUCAUACCGCGUAUGCGCUCGUGCCACCCCGGUGGAGGCAAUGGCUAGAGAAUGAUAACAAGCAAACAAAAUAUUCUGGAAAUGAUCAGCUCUCACGCCUGGAGUUUGGGCGUCCGGACCUUGGUCGUCUUGACUCUGGUCGCCCGGACUCUGGUCUCCCGGACUCUGGUCAUCUGGGACCUGGUGAGGCGCGUUCAAUGGUCUUUACAUGGGUCGAGGGUAUGCACGAUACCACUAAUAAAACAUUGAAUCCUGAGGAUUUUACUUUAGAAGAGACUGUCCCUGCAGCUAAGUUUCUCGAAAUAGAUAGUUUAUCGGUGACAGUAUUGCCCUUGUUACAGUUGGAAUUAGAUAAGGUUGGUGUUGCACACACGUGUGUCACCGCUCAAAAAUUGCGCAUCAAAGAUUUAAAUCCAAGAUCAAGAUAUGAAAACAUUAUUCAGUCGUACAACAAGAAUGCAGGUAGGAUGGACGACGAUGACAAAGCCGCAAUCUGUAUCCAGUUUGAUGCAAAACCUAUUGACAAUUCCCUCGAACCGAUACCCGAUCUGAUUGACUUGACAGUGGGUACUCUCCAAACAGGGUCUAUUAUUGCUGAUGGAUCUGUUGAAGAACAUCAUCGUAAAACACUUUACGAGUACAGCAUACGUGUGCAAUUAUCUCGAUACUUAUGCACCCUCGAUUUUGGUACAUUAGUGUUAUUCUUUGAAUCUUUCCCUCAACGGAAUACCCCUCCGUCUACCGCUUGCCCAAAUAAUGCUUCAAGUAACGGUCCAAAUAAUGCUUCAACUAACGGCCCAAUAUCUACUAGCAUUCCGACUGCUGGGAUACCACCCCCUCGUGUAAUGUGUCUCGACAAGGAAUCUCCUUUACAUUCCCUAGGGAUACAUCAGGCUCGACCGGAAAGAUCGGAUACCAGCCUGUUAUUGAUCCGAAAGUUUAGUAUAGCGAGAUUGGAUUUAGUGCUCGAGGUGAAUCCGGAUCAGGAUGGCCGAGUGGGUGGACGUUGCCGGAACCCGAGGUGUAACGAUCCCGGUUGUAAGUCCGUACAGAUGAAGGCUUUGAAUGUAGCGAUGAAAUUUCUGAAGAAUCUUAAUCUGAUUACCCUUCAAGUGUUACCCAUACACAUCGUGGGGUUGCAUACGCCCAAUCAGUUAGGCCAGAAGUUGGUAAAAGAGUUCUCGAACAAAAAACAGACCAAGUUGGUGUUGCGACGGUUACUGGCGUCCAUCCCCUUUGCGAAUGUGAUCGAGGCGCUACUAACGGCGAGCGCGCCAAGUGACGAGGAUGACUAUCAGCAGCUUAUCAAAAUUCGCAAAUUCAGAGAUAUCAUUUACAACCAGGAUUUCGAGAACGUCUUGGGUCUAGAUCAUGACGACCUGUGUCUAGAUCAUGACGAUCUGAAUACCGAUCAUGGCCACGACCCAGACGUUCUGGAUGAACUUGGCCUCGACGACGAUAAUGACGAUAUUGAGCCGGGGUCGUCUCCCUUGCUGGAGUCAUCCUUGCGGUUUGGGCAAUCCUCCACGGAAGUCGACGGGUUCGAUCACCUCCUAGCGGACGUAUCUUGUCGAAGUGCACGGGUUUUAUUUCGUCAGAAGACCACAAGAGUGUCCUACUGGUUGGAACAGUAUGUAAGCACCUCUUUCCGACGUCUGGUACGCAGUAAGGAUGGGAUACUGAAAACCUCCGGGACUCUAUUGCACCUUCUGGCACUUCAGAGUCUUCACUGUAGCUCGAACCUUAUCACCACGUUCGACCCAACUUCAUCACGCAUAUUACCAAGAGAGCUUCGACCGCUUAAACUUGGACGCGCCCGCAGCCACCUACGACAGGCCCGCAGCAGUAACGAUAAUGAUCCAAGUAGGGACCCAAGCAACUACAACUUAAACGAAGGCGAGGAGUCCCCGCAAUCCUGGGACCUCGUGAAUCGCGGAGCUGACGAUUUCUGCCAACCAGAGUCGCUAGCAGAAGGACUUGAGACCGCCGUUCUACAACUCAAAAGAGGCGUGCGCGAUGUGGGCUCCCUCGUGGACGGCGGCAGCCUCUUCUCCAUCGCCUGCGUCAUUCCCACCAUGAUCGUCACACCCCUCAUCUCACUCACAUCUGCCCUCGAAAGCGCUCUACAAGGCGCCACCAACAGCCUAGACCCAACCGCAACCGAACUUCGCAAACUCUCCCUUAAGCGACCCCAGUAA
Molecule: messenger RNA, 4824 nt
Organism: Gregarina niphandrodes
Lineage: Eukaryota; Apicomplexa; Conoidasida; Eugregarinorida; Gregarinidae
Product: ATG carboxy-terminal domain protein
Exons: 1
Coding region: 1-4824 (1607 amino acids)
Source: RefSeq, a predicted model, not a curated record